Messenger RNA from Neofelis nebulosa (Clouded leopard), 4551 nucleotides. RefSeq names its product RAB13, member RAS oncogene family (gene RAB13). Lineage: Eukaryota; Metazoa; Chordata; Mammalia; Carnivora; Felidae. Gene Ontology annotation, biological process: cellular response to insulin stimulus; protein secretion; protein localization to plasma membrane. Gene Ontology annotation, molecular function: GTP binding; GTPase activity. The record is from RefSeq and is a predicted model, not a curated record. The coding region runs from base 1486 to 2487 and encodes 333 amino acids. Gene Ontology annotation, cellular component: plasma membrane; synaptic vesicle; trans-Golgi network transport vesicle. The transcript is spliced from 9 exons.
GGAAGCCCUCGUCCUGGUUCUCACCUCCUCGCCUACCCUCUUAACCGCUGUGAGGUUUUUCGUUGUGUCCUCCCAGCCUUUCUCCUCUGACGGCGGUCCCGUCAAGUACUCGGGUGCUCCCCGCGGCGAGUCCAUCCACGACCGCCGUCAGGUCGCCCCCUCCCCGUCCCCUCGCGGCCCGCGCGGUACCGCCCACCCUCUGCAGUGCGCGCGCGGGGACGGCCGCGUUGGGACCCGUGCGACACACAGACGUGCCUGGGACAGUGUUCGCUCCUGUGGCGCAGGUGCCGCCCGCGGGGCGUCGUGCAGCCUGGCGCCGGUGAGGGACGGGCGCACUUUGUUCUCAGCGCCCCGCUCGCGGCCCAGAAAGUCCCGUGAGGAAGUGACAUUUAGGCCGAAAUCUGAAGGACGUGGAGUCCACCGUGCGACUGUCUGGGAGAAGCCAAAACCCGGGGCCGAAGGAGCGUGGCGUAGCUGAGCAGGGGGGAGGCGAGGCGGCCAGAGCGAGCUAAGGGCUGAGCGCACGGGCCUAGUCCAGGGACACCUGAACCCCCGGGGCUGAGGAGGCCACAUCCCGGCCAACGAAAAAGUAAAAGAACGGGCAGAUUUGUGUCCGAACAGUCCGGGGGGAUGGCAGCGUGAUUUCAAGGACGGGUGCGAGACGGCCCGGCCGGGGGAAGAAAUAGGGAAACCGUGGAGUUUGUGGCACGGCUGGAAGGCCGACCGGGAGGCGAGAGGACGCGCAGAAGGGGACUGGCAGGGGGCCAGCAGAGGCACAGCCCGGACACUGUGCGCGGACGGCUCGACUGGCCCCUGUCGGAGACGCAGACGCUUUGCAUACUGUGUUUCCACCGGCACCGACAGCCUGUGCCCGGAUCGCCGUGUUCCCACGCUCCAGCGCCCUGGUGGCCUCGUCACAGCCUUUCCGCGAGGGAUGAGGGCGCGGCCUCCGCUGUGUUCUCAACAUGCGCGCCUCGUCGAAAGAACGAGGCCAGACAUUUUCAGUCCCAAGCUCUGCCUUGCCGCACUGGCUUGUCGGAGAAACCGCACACGGUCCCAGUUGGAGGGCUGUUGCUAAUGAAACCCCGAACGUGUCUCGGUCGAGACGGAGGGAGGGGUGCGGCGGGGCGGGCGCUGCGUGUUCACUCUGCUCCACCAGGGGGCAGACCCGCCCAACAAGUAGCCUUGUCUUCCAGAGCAUCCCGCUCUUUUCAAACGGAGCUGGUCUCCCAACUGAGGGCUGGGAACACCAACACCGGAAUUCGCGCGCCGCCCCUGCAAGGUUUCCGUCCCUUGAAUCAGCCCCGAUUUUUGUCAGCUCCCAGGGCCAUCCCCACCUCCACCCUUCUUCCCGCAAAACUUUCCCUUUUCCCCUAAUUCCUCUAAAGCUCGUCCUCCUCUGCUCAUUUGGGUUAAACCUCUGGUUCCAUUCACCCCAGCCUCCCUGGCCUAAGACUGCCAGAGUGAGAUCAAAAGAGGGGAGUGAUGGCAAGCCAGACGCUGUGUGGGUGGGAAAUGGCCUGGGAGACGGGCCAGCCCGGGCCCGGGGAGCAGAAGGCCGGCCAGGCCGGGCUGCCGCGGCCGCGGGAGGAAAGGGGUGGGCGGGCAGGGGGUGGGGCCCAGAGGAGUGCCGCCUCCCCUCUAUCCCGGAGCUUGGGCGGAGAGGGAGGAAAACUUCCUGGCCUGGCUCCGGGCAGCUCCGUCCGCCAGCCCUCCGAUCCCGCCUACCAGUGCCCGGAGCUUCCCCACCCCUCCCCCGGCUCCCCAGUGUCCGCCAUGGCCAAAGCCUACGACCACCUCUUCAAGUUGCUGCUGAUCGGGGACUCGGGGGUGGGCAAGACUUGUCUGAUCAUUCGCUUUGCAGAAGACAACUUCAACAACACUUACAUCUCCACUAUCGGAAUCGACUUCAAGAUCCGCACUGUGGAUAUAGAGGGGAAGAAGAUCAAAUUGCAGGUCUGCCCCCACUCUGUUGCAGAAGCUAAAUUCUUAGCAGGGGGGAUUCUCUCUUCGGAGAGCUGUUCCCUCUGUGCCGCCCCACAAACGUUCCGCCUCUUCAGGGACACGGCUGGCCAGGAGCGAUUCAAGACGAUCACCACCGCCUACUACCGCGGGGCCAUGGGCAUUAUCCUAGUGUAUGACAUCACAGAUGAGAAAUCCUUCGAGAACAUUCAGAACUGGAUGAAAAGCAUCAAAGAGAAUGCCUCUGCAGGGGUGCAGCGUCUGCUGCUGGGGAACAAGUGUGACAUGGAGGCCAAGAGGAGAGUGCGGAAGGAGCAGGCCGAUCAGCUGGCUCGGGAGCAUGGAAUUCGAUUCUUCGAGACAAGUGCCAAAUCCAGCACAAAUGUGGAUGAGGCUUUCAGCUCCCUGGCCCGGGACAUCUUGCUCAAGUCAGGAGGCCGGAGAUCGGGAAACAGCCACAGGCCCCCUGGCGCGGACCUGAGAGCUUGUGACAAGAAGAGCAGCAGCAGGUGCUCCCUCGGCUGAGGACCCGGGCCUGGACGCUGGGCCGAGGGCGGGCAGGUGGCUGGGCUGCCAGAACCUGGCCAGGCUCCUGUGACACCAGGACCUGUGUGCAGCUGUCCCUUUCCUGCGAUUUCAUGGACAAGAGAACAGCAAGGAGGUUCUCUGAACCUGAGGGGCUGGACAUCCUUUCCAUGAUGGAAAUUAGAGGGUCCUUAGGGGCAGAACCUUGCCUAGUAUCCAGAAGGGCUCUUUCUUAGGCCUUCCCAGGGGAGAGACAGCCCUGGCCUCAGGAAAUAACAGGACCUUGUAUUGUUUAUCCCAUGAUUUCUUUAAGCGCCUUUGAUUCUGCCAGCAGUCCUUUUAGGUGGCUAGUAGGUGUUAUUUUCCACUUUUAUAGAGGAGGAAAAUGAGGCACAGAAGAGGCUCAUUUACUCCUAAAUCUUUAUUGAGCAUCUAGUAUGUGCCAAGCACAACAGUCAAGAUAAUAUAACUUUUGGGUGGAACUUGACGUGAUGGACAAGCAAAUUUUAACACAUACUGCUCCUAAAUACUGCACAACAAAGAGGCCAAACUACUGGCAUGCCAAAGAACUACCACCACCUUGACCCACAGCCCCCCUUUCACCCUUACACCACAGUAUCGAAACAGCAAACUUCUCUCACAGGACCUUUUAACAGGAUUAAUGAACAUAUCAGAUUUGGUUUAGGCAAAAUACCAUUAGAAGUGUAAUUCGCAGAUCUGAAGUUCAAGGCAUUUAAGAAAUCCCCAUGCCUGUGGCGUGGAAGUGGAUGGCAUGACCCUGGGGUCAGCAGCAAGGCUUUCUGUGCUGCUGUUUCUUGUUGGUAAAACACAACACCAGGAAAGGGCCUGGCCGUGCUGGGAGAAGAACUGUGGUGUGUUCGGAUAAAUGUGUUAGGUACCAAGCUUCCAUGGGGUGAAGAUCUUACCUGGAUCACGUCUGAGCUCUGUAGUCAACGACCCAGCGAGUGUAAUUUGCUCAAGGUUAUGAGGAAAGACUUACAUUUUGUGAAUCCCAGGAAGAACACUGACUAACCUUCACCAUACCCCAGGGCAAAGAUUUUAAAAGCCAGUUUCAGUGUGGAGGCUUAUUGUUGCUUGGUAAAGCGAGUGGAUGGGAGAGCUUUUGACCCUUGCCUGUCCAGAGACAUGGUAGGGUUUGAUAAGGAGUAACAGCAUGCUAGAAGGUUUCAGCCAAGACUUUUCCUACAGCUAAAAGCCACUGGAAAACACCCACACCUACUUCGGUAGCGCACAACUUCUGAUCCGCACAAAGAGUAAUGUAGGGGAAUGAGCAAGUAGUCACAGAAAAGUAAAGCUCAGUCCUCACAGUUUUUUUGUUCAACUCCUAUGCAGUGGUCUUUCCAGUCUGAUUGCUCCUGUUCUUGAGCAGCCAGCUUUACUCCCGAUGGGAAGUCAGAAUUUAUGGGACAUUGCACCCGUAAAUUUUAAUCCUAAAAUAAAGUACUGUAGCCCUGGGGUCGCGGGAGUAGCUGUCAUAUUUAGGCUAGGAACGCUUCUUGGGAGAGGAGAAUGUGGGGUGGCGUUAACAGAAGUCUGGGGACGAGCCCUUUCAUCUUGAGAAGUGGGGGACAGAUUACUAUUAGUGACCUUCUUUAUGUGAAUUUAAAUAUCUCCUUGAUAUUUAAGGACCGCUCACACGGUCCAGUUGUCUGGGAGGCUGUAGACCUGUAUGUGUGUAAAACUAGGAUGAAAAUAUGGGCAGAGUUAGAUAAUAACUAAUGCCACACAGUAAAGCAAGAGUGUGGGUCAAGUCUCUGCGUUCUGGAUACAUAUCCAGGGUUAACUCCAUGGGGAUGGAAAGCAGGGGUGAAUCUUUGGCCUUGGAGCUGAACGUCUGGGGCUCACGCCUUAGGUCCCCCACUCACUCGCUGGGUGACCUUGGACAAUCCCUUAUACUCUGAGUUUACUCAUAGAAUGGGACUGAUAACCUACUCUGACUCCUCAGGAAUACUGAAAAUCAAAACGACCUAAAUGUUGGAUUCAAAAACUCUGACAGUAAUGUGACGCGAUGCGAUUAGAGAAUAAAGGAAAUACUUUACUACA